AUUAUGUUUUUGGCACACGCGUGCACGUUUUGCCAACGAUCGGAAGAAUUAUACUUGUGCAAUUUCAAGGGCGUUGUGGACGAAAAAACAUAGCUUCUAAUUUUGAUCGUGUGUAAAUUAAACAAAUUGUAUCUUACAUGACGUUUCAGCUAACGUAAUGAUUCGAGUGGACGAGGACGAUCCCGUCGGAGAAGUCGAACUGAGCUUUCCAUACAGAGACGUACGUAUUAAAAAAGGCGAGGACCCCAAGGAUUAUUAUGAUUUAAUUAACGAAAUUGGAAGGGGAAAAUUUGGAACAGUAUUUAAAUGUAAGGAAAAACGCACCGGUUUGGACUUGGCGGCUAAAUUUAUUGGAAUUUCAAAAAAGGAAGAUAGAAGAAAUGUGGAACGAGAGGUUGACAUUAUGAAGUGCCUGCAACAUCCACGACUACUUCAAAUUUACGACGCGUUCGAAAACGGAAAAAUGAUGAGUGUAAUUUUAGAGUUAAUCGAGGGCGGAGAACUAUUUGAAAGAGUCAUAGAUGAAGAUUUCGUGCUGACAGAGAAGAGUUGCACAGCCUUUAUGCGUCAAAUUUGUGAAGGAGUGGCUUUUAUUCAUAAACAGCGCAUAUUACACUUGGACAUGAAACCCGAAAACAUUUUGUGCCUCACAAAAACAGGAAAUAGAAUAAAAAUCAUAGAUUUUGGAUUGGCCAGAAAAUAUGAUCCCGACAAGAAAUUGCAGGUUUUAUUUGGAACUCCUGAGUUUGUUGCGCCAGAAGUAGUUAAUUUUGACACUAUCGGCUAUGGUACAGAUAUGUGGUCGGUCGGCGUAAUUUGCUAUGUACUAUUGUCUGGAUUAUCACCGUUUAUGGGACAUACAGAUGUUGAAACAAUGGCGAACGUUACUAUUGGUAAAUACGAUUUUGAUGACGAGGCCUUCCGAAACAUUUCCGAGAAUGCCAAGGACUUCAUAGCCAAACUUCUUUUGAAAGACAUGACUUUACGAAUGUCAGCGGAAGACUGUUUAAAACACGUGUGGUUAUUGCGACGAUCUUCGCCAAAUUCUUCGUAUAUGGAAGUAGCAAAAGACAACUUAAAGCAGUUUGUUGAACGUUGGAAUGAACAUCCCAAUUCCCCUUACGUCUUUGAAUCCUCUUCACAUAUCAUAGCACCUUGCCACUACAAACUACAAUUAUCUGAGUCGCUGCACUCAUUAGAAGGAAUGUCUCCAUCUCCUUGCGGCUCUCUCGGAUCAUCGGUAGGGUCCGACGAUGGAUUUCCACACAAUUUGACUAUAAAUAAUGACGACUUAUUAGCAAUACCGCAAACGGACUAUUUUAGAAGGGCUUCGGAUAGUACUGGAAUCGUGAAGGGGAAUGAUAUUACUGAACGUUUAAAUUUGGCAGACGAAAUCCGUAAGCUGACUGAUAAGUUGUUUCAGCUAUCAACCAUGCCAGAAUUUAAUAGUGAUCGUGAGAUCAAAUCUACGACUGUAUCGUCAACAAAGGUCAGUGGUAAAUACGAAGUGGAAUCGGAUCGGAAGAUGCACGCAACCAUUCCCAGUCCGGCCAUAGCGAUAAAUUCCCCAAAUCUCUCACAAAAAACCCACAAUACGAAAGGCGAGUUUCCUUGGAGAAGGCCGAAAUUUCGCGUAUCAACAAGCAGUAGAGAUGUACCUUUAUAUCAAACAAAUCAAACAAGCUCCUUUAAAAGUAGCUUCGACUCAGACUUUUCUUGCUUCAUGAGUACUAAGUCGUCUCUUUCUGAUGAAAGUUCGAAUUCCAUUGAAACUACCGUUAAUGGUACCAAAGACAUGCUUUUAAAAUUGUUGGAGCAAUGGGACGGACCACAGGUACCUUCUCGACCAAUUCCUCGGCACGGUUCCGUUUCCAACGAAUGGAGCGAAAACGAUAAUCUAGGACAAAAGACUAUUAGUUCCCUAAAUAUGUUUUUUCAAUCACGUUCCAUAAAUAAAAAUACUCACCCAUUUAUGAAACCUAAUGGUUUUAAGUAACGCAUUUAUUACUUGAAUCUUUCACGUAUACUAUCCAUAUUAUACUUACUGUCUAUUUAUCAUUUUUGCAUUUUUAUGGCUGUUUGUUUUUUGUUGCUAAUAAAAUAAUAUAGGGACCAUUCUUUAUAUUCCUUUUUUCUUUUAAACCUCUUGCGUAAAUUGUGUAGAGAAUAAGAUUAAUAUAUUUUCUUAGCUAUUUUUAAGUCAUAAUGUAUUUAUUUUAACAAUUUUAGCUCUAGAAUGACCGCGUUACAAUGCUUGGAGCAAAAAUGGUUACACAGUUCAACUGAACAGUCAGAAAUGGUGUUGAGUACAAAGAAAUUAAAACGAUAUGUAAUUAAAAAACGAUGGAUAAAAGUUGUAAAUACAA
Molecule: messenger RNA, 2366 nt
Organism: Photinus pyralis (common eastern firefly)
Lineage: Eukaryota; Metazoa; Arthropoda; Insecta; Coleoptera; Lampyridae
Product: myosin light chain kinase, smooth muscle
Exons: 8
Coding region: 158-1996 (612 amino acids)
Biological process (GO): intracellular signal transduction; protein phosphorylation; positive regulation of apoptotic process
Cellular component (GO): nucleus
Molecular function (GO): ATP binding; protein serine/threonine kinase activity
Source: RefSeq, a predicted model, not a curated record